Molecule: messenger RNA, 888 nt
Organism: Egretta garzetta (little egret)
Lineage: Eukaryota; Metazoa; Chordata; Aves; Pelecaniformes; Ardeidae
Gene: SRM
Product: spermidine synthase
Exons: 7
Coding region: 1-624 (207 amino acids)
Biological process (GO): spermidine biosynthetic process
Cellular component (GO): cytosol
Molecular function (GO): spermidine synthase activity
Source: RefSeq, a predicted model, not a curated record
AUGCCGGUGCUGAUCAUCGGUGGUGGCGACGGGGGAGUGCUGCGAGAGGUGGUGAAACACCCGACCGUGGAGUCUGUGGUGCAGUGCGAAAUCGAUGAGGAUGUGAUCCAGGUAUCUAAGAAAUACCUCCCAGGGAUGGCAGUGGGAUAUUCCAGCGCUAAGCUGACCUUGCACGUGGGAGAUGGUUUUGAGUUCAUGAAACAAAAUCAAGAAGCCUUUGAUGUGAUUAUCACAGACUCGUCUGACCCCAUGGGUCCUGCAGAAAGCUUAUUCAAAGAAUCCUACUACCAGCUGAUGAAGACAGCCCUGCGAGAAGAUGGGAUUCUUUGCUGCCAAGGUGAGUGCCAGUGGCUGCACCUGGAUCUCAUUAAGGAGAUGCGUCAGUUCUGCAAGUCUCUGUUCCCUGUUGUGGAAUAUGCCUAUUGCACCAUCCCCACAUAUCCCAGUGGGCAGAUUGGCUUCAUGCUCUGCAGCAAGAACCCGAACACGAAUUUCCGGGAGCCUGUGCAGCAGCUCUCACAGCAACAAGUAGAGGAGAGGAGUCUGAAAUACUACAACUCCGACAUUCAUCGGGCAGCUUUCAUUCUGCCAGAGUUUGCACGGAAGGCCCUGAGCGAUGUGUGAGCCUGAGAAGCUGCUUCCUUCCUUCAAGCUGGACCCUGAGAUCGUCAGUGAUGUGGUGGGGACCUUCCCAGCAGACUGCAGAUUCACUCUCCACUGUGUGGGAUUGUUUAACCUUUUGCCAGCCAACAUUCCUUGUGAUGAUGUGUUAAAGAUGAUGGGGCAUAAGCCAGAUAAGACUAUUGAAAAGGUCCAGUGACUUAUUGCGUGAGGUCAAAACUGUUCUUUCCAGUGCUGGAAACGUAAGAUGUCUUUUUUCCUUUCUCU